Messenger RNA from Hevea brasiliensis (rubber tree), 2582 nucleotides. RefSeq lists its product as uncharacterized. The coding region runs from base 322 to 2442 and encodes 706 amino acids. The transcript has a single exon. NCBI's taxonomy places the organism in Eukaryota, Viridiplantae, Streptophyta, Magnoliopsida, Malpighiales, Euphorbiaceae. The record is from RefSeq and is a predicted model, not a curated record. Gene Ontology annotation, biological process: meristem maintenance; meristem development.
AAUAAAAUCAGGAAAUAAGUUCAUGUUAAAUGGUUUCUCUCAUUUACCCUUGGAGUCCAAUAGAAAUCAUCUUGAUUUCUGGGUGACAUUGAUAGACUUUUGGCAAAAUUGCGCUUCAACAGAAUGUUGACGUGUCCUCCGUGGAAAACUGGAUUUGCGAUAAGAAGGAAGACCAAAGGCAAGGCCUUUGGAAAAUGAAAACCUCUUGAUCUAUACACGGAAGAGAAAAUUGUACCAUCAAAAUCAACACGCUCCAUUCUCCUCUCAAACCUUUCUAUUUCGGCUUUUCCCCAAUAAUCAAAACAGACUUGAAUUUCAGUAAUGGCAAAACCCUUCCUGGAUACUACUUCCACCAUCAUCGAAGAAAGAGAGGUACUCAUUAUUUCACCAGUUGGUGAUUGUAAGCCAAUUCUGAGAACAGCCCAUUUCCUGAAACCUAUCAUUUCCUCCAUUGAUGAACCUGAUCUUCCUUCUUACUCUGUGUCUUUACCACUGCCACCAGCCUUUGCACCCAGCUUCAAGGUCUCGUUUGGAGCGUGGAGACACCAUCAUAAAGAUUGGAACAAAUGGGUUUCUUGCAUGCAUUCGAUACACCAUUCUGCUUGGGAAAAGGCUGGUAUUUGUGAAGCAAUUCUGAGUUCCACUUAUGAAAUACCUAGAUAUGAUAAUUUGAUUUUUGGGUUAGCUGAGUAUUGGUGUCCUAACACCAACACGUUCAUUUUCCCUUGGGCAGAAGCUACUAUUACGUUAGAGGAUGUUAUGUUUUUGGGGGAUUACCCUGUUCUGGGAUCCCCUGUUUCAUGCUCUGUUCAGAAGAUAGAAUGGAAGAAGAUUGAAGGGAAAUUGAUGGAUACUCAAAAAGUGGUUAUGAGUAAAGCUAAAAAGGUCUGUCAGUAUGCAUGGAUGAGGAAUUUUAUUCAGUGUGGCACUGAAAUAGAGCACGAAGCAUUUCUUUCACUGUGGUUGUCAAGAUUUGUUUUUCAAAACUCAGCGCAGACAAUUAGGAAAAAUAUUUUCCCCAUAGCGAUCAAUCUGGCUAGAGGGAUCCCAGUUGCUCUUGCACCAGCAGUUCUUGCAAGUAUUUACAGGGAUUUGAGUCGAUUGAAAGGAAUAAUUAUCUCUUCCAAAUUUAAAACUGGUGAGGAUGUAAACAAUGAAUCAAUACUGCACAUCCCCUCGCCAUUUCAGUUGGUGCAACUUUGGGCAUGGGAGAGAUUCCAAGCAUUGCAGCCGAAUCCUAACAUGAUCAUCCGAGGUGAUCCAAGAUUUUCCCGAUGGAACAAAGUGAGAUUUUCAAAAGUUGACGAUGUUGGGUUGGCUUUAGCUUCUGCUGGAGAGAGUUUUGUUUGGCGACCUUAUGCAAAACUUCUGCAUAAUUGGCGCUUUCCCAGGUUUUACAAUGAAAAAGAAGAGUGGCUAUCAACAGAUUUGGAUUUAGAUAGGGAUCUGGAGUCAUUUGCUUGUUGCUUGAGGGUCUCCAAACUUGUUGGAAUAGGAUUUAUAGAAAACUACUUUCCACAUCGAGUAGCAAUGCAAUUUGGAAUUGAUCAGGAUAUUCCAGGUCAUGUAGAACAAUGUGAUGAGACUUCAGAAGUUGGUUGGACAAAUUACUCUAGGCCUAUCGUUGAUUCAAAGUUUUAUGUCCCAUCAAGACUGUUCCAAUCGGGUGUUACAUCUCGAUACUUGAAGUGGUGGAAGCAAUUGGUCUUGGGCCAACAAGAAUCAAAUAAGGUUUCCGUGCAAAGAAGUUCAAUACAGAAGAGGAAGCGUAGAGAUUCUGUUGAGGAAGAUAAACCAGGUACUUGUAGCAAACGCAAGAGAUUUAGCAAAACAAAAUUUAGCAAUGCUAUUAAAUUGUCUAGCCAAUUUCAAAGUUCUUCGUCCUCAUUUACAGAAGAUACAGAGAUGCAAACUAGUAUGCAGAGAUUGAAAACAGACCAACAGGCUGCAAAAAUAAAGAAGAAAGCUAGAGUUCCUGAUGUUCCACCUGGUUUUCAUCCCAAAUAUAACGUGGUGAAAAUGGAAAAUUCCCAUGAUCAAACAGAUGAGGAAAUGUUGACUACCUGUCAUAAUUGCAAGACUUUUGGCAAGAGAGCCUUUGAUAAUAGUGAUAUGUUGUUUGGUCAAUCUCAAAGCUCUUCAGCUUCAUUUACGCAUGAUAAAACUGCAAGAAAGAUGGAUUCAAUGCCAAAAUUUGUAGAGAACAUUUUGCAUAGUGAGGUUGCAGUGGGGAGUUCACAGAGAGGCAUGGAAGAAACAAGUAAGAGUAAACAAGGAAAUCUGGUUUAUAACAAGGUAAGCCUCACUGGCAAUGAAGGAGAAGAUAGUAGUGAUACACUUGAAAUACCAGGAUUGGCACUUGAGGCUCGGAUUAAAAGGCUUGAAAAAGAAAUUACUAUACUAAAAGCAGCAAGAUUUGGCAACAGGUUUCCAUACAGAUGAAUGUAGUAAAGAUUAGUUUAAUUUUUUUUUCUGAUAUUAUUGUUGAACUUUUUCAUAUGAAAACAGCAGUAACUUUUUAUUGAAUGCAGAAUAAACCUAAGUGUUUGAGCUCAAAAUAACAUUUUAUUAUCCUUCUACUA